Phialemonium atrogriseum is the source of this 2649-nucleotide messenger RNA. RefSeq lists its product as uncharacterized. The coding region runs from base 1 to 2649 and encodes 882 amino acids. NCBI's taxonomy places the organism in Eukaryota, Fungi, Ascomycota, Sordariomycetes, Cephalothecales, Cephalothecaceae. The record is from RefSeq and is a predicted model, not a curated record. The transcript is spliced from 3 exons.
AUGGCGACCGCACCACAAGCAUUCUACUGCCUGUGGCAGAACAAAUCAAUCGCCGACAGACUGUUUGAGCUCCUACCCAAGGAGGAUAUCUGCUCCCUCAGGGUCGCAAAUUCAGCAUGCUGCAACCUUGUUACGAAGCGCCUCUUCCUACGAACCAACCUGACUUUCACGGCAAACACAUUCACAAAACCUAGUAGGAUCCAGGCCUUGACCAGGAUCGGACAUCACAUCGAACACCUAACCUUCCACUUCGCCCACUCUGAUGCCACCUUCCUCCCCCCGCUGAUCCACCCCUCGACCGGACGUGAGAUCUCCUACCUGUACACUCCUCACACAUCCAUGGCAUCCGUCCUAGCCCGGCCCAAGUACGGCAACACGGAGUUGGGCGAUAUCCUGAUGCAGCAGUACCCGCCGCUCUUCCACGCGGCCACAAAUGUGCCCAGCUUCAUCAAUGCGAUGAAACACAUCCCCAACAUGAGGCACCUCACCAUCAAGACCCCUGGGCAGCAACCCAAGGAGCGCUACCGGCGCGACGUCGUGGACUAUGCGCUCAUCAGCCUGCGCAUCGCGGUCGAGCGGACACCCCUCGUCAAGCUAACCAAGCUCACCCUCUCCGCCGUCCACCCGUCCGCGUUCAACUACCUACGGCCGUCGCCGGGCUUCGGCCCAUCACCGGCCAGCACCCGCCGGUGGCGCCUGAUCCGGAAGCUGUACAUCUCGGUCGAGGCCUGGGACUUCCACGGCCCGUCUCCGGGACUGGACCACCUCAAAAUCAUCGAUGACUACAUCCGCCUCUUCGCGCCGGGGCUGGACAAGUUCGGCUUCACCUGGCUGGGCCGCCGGGGCCCGUGCCCGCUCGCCCUCUCGGCCGACCCGCUGUUCUCGCCCCCGCGCGCCUGCAGGAAGCUGUUCGCCGAGGUGACGUCGCCCAUGUCGCCGCUGCCGGCGCGGCCGUCGCGCCGGCCCUUGCACAUGCCGCGCCUGCGGUACAUGCAGGUGCGCAACGCCGAGAUGAACGCGCCGCAGCUGCGCGGCCUCGUCGCCGCCCACGCGGCAUCGGUGCGCGAGUUUGAUCUCGAGAACGUCGUGCUGUCCGACGGCGGGAGCUGGGACGACGCCCUGGAACCCCUGACGGCUGCCGGGACCGGCGACGUCUGGUCCCGCCGCUCGGUCGGCGGCAGCAGCGCGGGUUUCCGGGCUGUGCCCACCCUGUCGCGCUCUCGGUCUGGCUCGGGCUCUGGUUCAGGCUCUGGCUCCGGCGUGGCGAGCACGCACGAGGAUGAACGGCUGCCGGUCUCGUCUGCUGCAGCUGCUGCGGCUAGCAAGGAGCUGUUUGACGUCGACCUCGAGGGCAUGGUGUUCGGUGGUGUAAACGACGUCGACGCCUUCGAGGCGGGUGUCCAGGAGUGGGCACGCGGCGUCACCGACGCGGCGCAGCAGCAGGACGACCCGACGCUUCCCGUGGCUGGGACUGCCGACGACGGCGGUCCCGCGGAGGACGCCGAGGCUGUUGCCAAAAAGAAGGCGGUCGUCGGCUUCAGCGCGAAACUGAAGAAGCGCCGCGUCCGCAAGAAGAAGUCUCGGAAGCACCACCGCAAGGACGGGGCCGAAUCCGACGCCGCCGCGACGGAGACGGCGGACGAGCGGCGCGGCGGGCGGCGCCACCGCAGCGGGAGCCGGCACAAGCACUCUCGCAGCGACGAGACGCACGACCGCGAUCGCAGCCGUCACAGGUCGCGCUCUCGGCACGGCCACCACCACCACCACGACCGUCGGCGACGCCACUCGGAGGAGGAGGAGCCCGAGCUGCCUGACAUGCCCGUCACCUUCAUCGCGGAGGUGCUCUCCUCGGAUGACGAGGCCGCCAUCCCCGCCCCGCCGUCGCGCAGGGCCCCCAGUCCCCGCCACUACCCGGACCCGGACGCAAACAUCUCGGCACCGAUCCUCAACCCGGACCCGCUUCCCGUCCUCCUGCAGCCGACCGUCUACGACCCGUCUUCCGCUGCCAGGACCGUCCAGCCUCAGCCGCAGGCGCCGCUGACAAAGACACCAUCCAAGGGGUCCAUGGCCUCGUCGUCGUCGUCGUCACUAGCAGCGGCCAGGGCGGCGGCGGCGGCAGAAGAGAGGACCGGCGCGGAGAGCGGGCUCAGCGCGGUGCAGCUGUCGAUCGAGGCGGAGCUGCUGGCGGAGGCGGAGGAGGCGGCGGCGCGGUCGUCGGCGCUGCGGCGGGCCAAGGAGACGGUGCUGGCGAAGCUGUCGCGCGAGUUCUGCAAGCGCAGGGCCGCGGCGGGUGCCGGGGGUGUUGGUGGAUCGGCCGCCGUGAUGGGGCUGCCGGGGAUGAACCUUGGGACGGGCGUCGGUUGCGGGGGGGCGGCGGUUGCGGGGCGCGGAGGGGGUUUCGGGAGCCGGUUUGGGUCUGGGUUUCGGGAGGGGCUGUUUGGGAGGAGCGUGGCGCAUGUAACAAUAAACCAGACAAGUCCCGCCUGGCCGGUUGGCUCCAUAAAUGACUUGUUCGUCAGCAUCACUGUCAUUAGCUCGCGGCACGGCAGGCGGACAAAGAGCGCAACUAGGCAGAGACUCUCAGCGACCAUCAGGCGAAUUCUGGCGGAUUCUCAAAUCUUGUUCACCUCGAUGGCGCAAUGGAGCUGA